Molecule: messenger RNA, 3005 nt
Organism: Sardina pilchardus (European sardine)
Lineage: Eukaryota; Metazoa; Chordata; Actinopteri; Clupeiformes; Clupeidae
Gene: acbd4
Product: acyl-CoA binding domain containing 4
Exons: 11
Coding region: 304-1707 (467 amino acids)
Biological process (GO): fatty acid metabolic process; pexophagy
Cellular component (GO): cytoplasm
Molecular function (GO): fatty-acyl-CoA binding
Source: RefSeq, a predicted model, not a curated record
CACGGAAGUAAAUCUACUGAAGUACUGUAGUGCCUGAAAUAGGCGAAAGGAAAAGUUGCCUUAUAUGUUUAUGCACUUUAUGUAUUCACGAAGUGUCGGUCUCACCGCACCUUGUGUGUGUGUGUAAGAUAAUUUGUCGAGAAAUCGUGUCGAUACGUUGAUUGUCCUUUGGCAGUAUGUUUACAGAAUACAUGUUAUGACGGAGGUACAGGGACAGGAUUGUGUGCAAGGUGAGUGCUAAAGUUUAAUCAGUCCAGACAGCCUCAACAACCGUGCGUUGGCAUUGCAGCACUGCGGACGGUUAUGCCAGCUCUAAAGAUGGCAGAAUCAGGAGACCAUCAGAGGCAAUUUCAGGCAGCUGUCGACGUCAUACAGAAUCUCCCCAAAAAUGGUUCUUACAGACCCUCGUAUGAGGUGAUGUUGCGGUUCUAUGGGCUCUACAAACAAGCUGUGGUUGGACCCUGCACAGUGUCAAGACCAGGGUUCUGGGACCCAGUGGGACGCUACAAAUGGGGUGCUUGGAGCUGUCUGGGAGACAUGAGCAGCGAAACAGCCAUGGCCGCCUAUGUGGACGAGAUGAAGAAAGUAGCACAAGAGGUUAUCGACACUAUGCCGAUGGAUGGGAAGACGGCCUCUUUUUUCCACUACUUCGAGCCACUCUAUAAGGUUAUCCAUGAUAUGCCUCGGCCGCCGGAGUCACUGCUUAGCGCUCAAGCUGGUCAGUUUGCCUGUGCUUUUAUAUAUGCAGUACAUCAACACAAAUCACUACUAGGCAUCCCGAAACACAAUGCAACAAAAGACAUCAACGACAAUGAGCAAACCUCAAACUCAGUCGAGUCUGAGCAGGAUAUCCCUCCUCCGGAUGCUCCAGCCAGCACCCAGGACCCAGUAGAGGAGCUGUCCCGUGCUGUAGCACCAGAGCAGGACCCAGUAGAGGAGCUCUCCCAUGCUGGUGUUCCAGAGCAGGCCCCGGCUGAGACGAGGGCCCCCAGCCCCCACCUGCCAGAGCCUGAGCCGCUGUCCUCGGAUGGUCCGGUGUUGACCAGUGACUCGGAGAGCGAGAUCUACUGCGACACAGUGGAGCAGCUGGACUCCGGCAAGACUGAGUCCAUGCCAGACGGGCUUGACAAUAGGCUGGCUCACUGCGAACCCGAAGGUAACCAAGGGCAUCACGUGGCAUCCGUCUCCCAGGUGACAGAGGUGGGCUCCGGGCAAGGAGGCGAGGGGGGCGGUGGGGGCCGCGGCCCCCCCUCGAGGAGGAGAGACUCAGGAAGGGACGCUGCCAGGCAUCCUGCCAGGGAACCCAUUGGUGGGGGUCCGGAGCGCGAUGCGCAGCAGGGGGGCCGCGUGCCGUUGGGCGUGGGAGGAGGGGGAGAGGACGGCUCGGGCGGCUCCGACAGACUACAGGAAGUCCAGGUGCAGCAGCAGAUUGUGCUGGCGCUACGGCGGCUCAGAGAGGACAUGCAGAGCGUGAUGGAGCGGCUGGAAGUGGUGGAGGGCCUCGCUGCUGCCAAUGCUCAGAGCUCAAGCUGGAGGACUCGGACUCCGCUACCAGCUAAUGAAAUUGAGGUAAAUAAGAGCGACUGGUGGUGGCCAUUUGAUGUGUCUGGACACACACUGCUGCUCCUGCUGCUGUGGCCUUUCGUCGCUCAGGGACUUGUGUUCCUUCUGCAACGGAGGAGGAGAAAGCCCCACUUGCCUACAUGAGUCUGUCGACAGAGAGACAGAGGAUAGCAAAUGUUUCAGUUUGCUUGUCAGUUGCUCGUUGAAAGAAAAUGUGUUGCAGAUCUUUGGUGAAGAGUAUGAUUGCCUUGCCUCAGGUAAAAUCAAAUAAGUGUUUCACAGUGACCGUGGUUCCUUUUCAUCUUCAAACAUGCAUAAGAAAUCAAUCUAGACCAUGGGAUGAACGAAGCAGACUGUUUUAUUUCAUUUUAUGUCCUAGGCCUACUCAUUAUUUUAUGUAAUUGUUGUCAAUAUUUAACAAAUCCAAUACCUUGUUCCAGAGGUCAAACAUUGGACCAAGAAUGAUGAAGGUGUGUCUUUUAAUUGUGGUCACUGUAAGUUAAUUCAUGUCUUAGCUCAUUGACCACUUUGUAUUUUGUGUUUCUUCAGUAAAGCUAAUUGAAACAGCUGGUGAAAGUGUUGACGUCUGAAGAAAAAAAAAAAACAUCUCCAGUUCGAUAGUAUUAGAUUAAGCUUUCAGUAUGGCCCAGACAUACAAAUGAAAGGUUUUCCACAAUUGCAUCAGUCUUGAAUCUCGUGAAGUUUUAAAAUUGUUCAUCUUCCAGCUACCCAGCGUUUCCCUAAAACGCUGUAGAAAAGUGUGCAUGCCGGUCUCAUUAUUGUCUUGGAGGGUGGGAGUGAAUGUAGUUGCUCCCGACUAGGUUGGUUUCACAUCCUCAAUGAAUGUUCUGCACCAGUGUCAACCCAAGGAGGAAUUCAACUAACCUUUACAAUGGCCUGCAUUGUGUGCACUUUGACCUCACCGAAGUAAACACUGACGACUCAAAAGGCCUAUAAGGAAGCCAGAUAGGGGCCAUGAACAAUAGAGAACAACAUUUUAAUGCUCUAUCAUAUCUAGAAAAUAAUACAUUGAGACUUUAGAGAAUCGACCAGGUUUGUUCACAGAUCUUUUAACAUCUGUUUGGACCAGUGAAAGAGGGUCUGCCAUGGUCCUGACAUGUAUACAGUGACACAGGCUUACAGUCAGGAUUAGAUCAUGAAGCCCAGAUCUGAGGGGAAGGAAACGAUGUCUACGUGUUUGUGCAUCGCAAUCAACAUCUCUGCAUUCUGUUGCAAUCAUAAAAUAUGUUGGUGCAUGUUGCCUGACUCUUUUGGUGAUAUGGACAGGCAAAAUCAGCAGCCUGGAUAGAGAUGGGGAGAGUGUGUUUAUGACAAUGAAUUUGGUGGGUUAGGUUUAUAGAAUGUUGCAGGCAUUCUCACUGGAGGUCAACAAGAAGCUGAUGGUUUAACUGUACUUCAUGGCAAAAUACUCAUAACAAUAA